Molecule: messenger RNA, 267 nt
Organism: Botrytis deweyae
Lineage: Eukaryota; Fungi; Ascomycota; Leotiomycetes; Helotiales; Sclerotiniaceae
Exons: 2
Coding region: 1-267 (88 amino acids)
Source: RefSeq, a predicted model, not a curated record
AUGACAAAACGAGGAAGGAAUAAACAAAAUAUCAUCUGGCGAUUGGAUUUACGCCAGAAAUAUGCACAACGGGAUGAUCAACCAGGAUCCACUUCGGUGAGAUCAUUAGGAAACCAUCCCUUUUCAAACCCCGGUUACGCCAUGAGCCGCGAAGGAAAAGUGCGAAAUGUCAAAUACCCCAGCAGGACUGAGGCUGUGAUUGGAAGCUCGAAUCGAGUCAAGGCAGAAAGGACACCGGUUUUCGAAGAAGAGUCAUAUGUUUAUUGA